Molecule: messenger RNA, 5057 nt
Organism: Rhinolophus ferrumequinum (greater horseshoe bat)
Lineage: Eukaryota; Metazoa; Chordata; Mammalia; Chiroptera; Rhinolophidae
Gene: MYSM1
Product: Myb like, SWIRM and MPN domains 1
Exons: 20
Coding region: 137-2716 (859 amino acids)
Biological process (GO): double-strand break repair
Cellular component (GO): BRISC complex; BRCA1-A complex
Molecular function (GO): polyubiquitin modification-dependent protein binding; metallopeptidase activity
Source: RefSeq, a predicted model, not a curated record
AGCCUGGGCCACCUCCCAACGUCUUUAAACGUCAACAAAAGUCAAAAAGACCCACCCCCCGGCCGCAGGGGGCAUCGUUUCUCCGGAAGCCCAGCGUCCCCAGGCGCAGCGCUGGACGAGACUUCAAUUCCGCCCGAUGACGCAUGCGGCCCCACCCCCGACCAUCCACCUCUCGCGGGAUCUCUCGGGAGGACGGAUGGGGUCAGGUCCCAUCAUGGCGGCUGAAGAGGCGGAUGUGGAUAUCGAAGGGGACGUGGUGGCCGCGGCAGCACAGCCAGGAAGCAAUGAUAAUACAGCAUCUGUUUUGCAAGAUCACUAUCUUGAUUCAUCCUGGAGAACUGAGAAUGGUCUUAUUCCUUGGACACUGGAUAGCACCAUCAGUGAAGAGAACAGAGCCGUCAUUGAGAAAAUGUUGUUGGAAGAAGAGUAUUAUUUAUCUAAAAAAUCACUUCCAGAAAAAUUCUGGCUCGAUCAAAAGGAAGAUGAUAAAAAAUACAUGAAGAGUCUGCAGAAAACAGCAAAAAUCACGGUACAAUCUCCUACAAAACCAGCCAGUUUCUCAGUAAAGUGGACGAUAGAAGAAAAAGAACUGUUUGAACAAGGGCUGGCUAAAUGUGGCCGAAGGUGGACCAAAAUUGCAAAACUAAUUGGAAGUCGCACUGUUUUACAAGUAAAGAGUUAUGCCAGACAGUACUUUAAAAAUAAGGUAAAAUUAGAUGGUCCAGAGAAGGAAACACCAAACCAGAAGAACAGCAGUUAUCUUCAGAUUAAAAAUGAAGAUGAAGGCACAAAGGCGUGGACACCAUCAAAGUUAAGGGGAUGUGCUGAUCCCAACUUGAAUGCUGUAAAAAUUGAAAAGUUAUCUGAUGAUGAAGAAGUAGACAUCACAGAUGAGGCAGAUGAGUUGACUUCUCAAGCGCCCCAAGAGAAUCCUAGCAGUGAUCUCUUAUUAGACAUCCCUAAUAGUAAAAGUCCUGAAACCUAUCAAGGAGAAUUUAUUGCCUCUGACACCCAGGAAGAUCCCAUUUCUAAACCUUCCAAGGAAUAUCUUCAGAAUAUAAAGCAGGUUGAGAUGGAAACACUUUCAAGCUCAGAAACUACAUUUUGGACUGAAAAACAGAGCACCAGUGACAAAAAAUCAGUUGAAUUAAAUGAUCAGAAAUGUAAUAAACUGAUGAAAAGCUGUGAUAAGCAUGAUGGAAAUGGAAUAGUGGAUGAUACCAGGCGGUUGCCUUCUCCAGAGCCUUGUGCUAUUCAGAAAGAUCUGAGUGAUAAUGAAAUGCUUUUUCAUUCUUCCUGCCAAAUGGAGGAGGAGAGCCAUGAGGAAGAAGAUCUUAAGCCACCAGAGCAAGAAGUAGAAAUAGAUAGAAAUAUUAUUCAAGAAGAAGAAAAACAAGCAAUUCCUGAGUUUUUUGAGGGGCGCCAAGCUAAAACACCAGAACGCUAUUUGAAAAUUAGGAAUUACAUUUUGGAUCAGUGGGAGAUAUGCAAACCGAAAUACUUAAAUAAGACCUCAGUACGUCCUGGCCUGAAGAACUGUGGGGACGUUAAUUGUAUUGGACGGAUUCAUACAUACCUCGAGUUGAUAGGAGCAAUCAAUUUUGGAUGUGAACAGGCUGUAUAUAACAGGCCACAACCAGUUGAUAAGGUACGAAUCAGAGACAGAAAAGAUACCGUAGAAGCAUACCAACUUGCCCAGCGUUUGCAGUCCAUGCGCACAAGGAGACGUAGGGUCCGAGACCCAUGGGGAAAUUGGUGUGAUGCAAAAGACUUAGAAGGACAAACGUUUGAGCAUCUCUCUGCUGAGGAGUUGGCAAGAAGAAGAGAAGAGGAGAAAUGUAAACCUUUUAAGUCUUCAAAAGUGCAAAGACCAACAAAAAGCUCAUUUGAUCCCUUCCAACUGAUACCUUGUAAUUUUUUCAGUGAAGAAAAUCAGGAGCCAUUUCAGGUGAAAGUGGCUUCAGAAGCACUUUUAAUAAUGGAUUUGCAUGCUCAUGUUUCUAUGGCAGAAGUGAUUGGUCUGUUAGGAGGGAGAUACUCAGAAGUUGAUAAGAUAGUUGAGGUCUGUGCAGCAGAACCAUGUAACAGUCUGAGUACAGGACUGCAGUGUGAGAUGGAUCCUGUCUCACAAACACAGGCCUCGGAAACCUUAGCUGUAAGAGGCUAUAGCGUUAUUGGAUGGUAUCAUUCUCAUCCUGCCUUUGAUCCUAAUCCUUCCCUACGAGAUAUUGAUACUCAAGCCAAAUACCAGAGUUACUUCUCCAGAGGUGGUGCAAAGUUCAUUGGAAUGAUUGUUAGUCCCUAUAAUCGAAACAAUCCUUUACCUUAUUCCCAGAUUACCUGCCUGGUUAUAAGUGAUGAAAUUAGCCCAGAUGGCUCUUACCGUUUACCUUACAAAUUUGAAGUACAACAGAUGUUAGAAGAACCUCGGUGGGGAUUAGUGUUUGAAAAGACAAGAUGGAUAAUAGAAAAAUACCGGCUAUCCCAUAGCAGUGUCCCCAUGGAUAAAAUCUUUCGCCGGGAUUCUGACCUGACUUGUUUGCAGAAACUUUUGGAGUGUCUGAGGAAAACUCUGAGCAAAGUGACAAAUUCCUUCAUUGCUGAAGAAUUCUUGACUCAAAUAGAAAAUUUAUUCCUUUCCAAUUAUAAAAGCAAGCAAGAGAAUGGAGUGGCUGAAGAGAACUGUUCUGCGGGUCCAACGGAAUUGUUAAUGUAAUUAUUCUAAAGUAAGACCUUUUAAUCUUGACACAAUAGAUCCUUCUUUCAGUUACAACCUUGAAAUUAUUGUAAUAUAGUUAGCAGUGGCACCUAUUUUGAUAUUUUUUCUCUAGUUCAUAAAAUCCAAACUUUGCAACAUAAGUCAUGUGACAAGAAAAACAUAUGGACUGGUUUUCACAUAGUGAAGAUCAAUGUUGUGUCAAGUCGGGUCUGCCGCGGUGUUCCGGUCCUGCCAUGGCCAGGAAGCAGCGCUGUAGACUCAAAGGGCUGUCUGCCUUACCGCUGUAUUCUGUUAAUAAGAGGGUUGUUUCUUUUAAUUUUUAUUUCUCCCGAACUAGUCAUUCCAUUUUGGGUAUCUCAUGUCUCAUUAGGAGCACUUCCAUUCUUUCCAUGUGUUUGGUGAGAUUUGCUUAUGGUUGCAAGUGAGAUGUGGGUGGGUGGUCACUGAGGUAAUUAACGUGGGUGAGAGCUACUGAUUUCAUAAAUCUAACAAUAUGCCCUGGGACGCCAGGGCAGACAUAAGGAGAAAAUCUUCAAAACAGAGAAGAGACCCAAAGGAGAGAAUCAAAUUGCCAGUUUUAUAAUAAUAGGUAUUUGCUUCCAUUUUAUUUUAUAAUGAUACUACAGGAUAUGGCACUUUCUCAGCUAUCUGAAACAUUUUGUAUAGAUUUCAGAUACGUAAAAUAAUUUGCUUCAACUAUAUUUCCACUUACAUUAGUGUGUGUGAUAAAACCUCAUUUAACUGGAACACAGGUAAUCAUAAUCAUCCCACUAGAUUUUUUUCCUACUACCUGCUAUCAGGAGAAAGAGGCAAAUUAAAAUGAAGCUUAAAUAAAUCAGAGAUUUAAUUUAAAAAACAAAAAAGCCUUCCAGGACACAUUACAUAUACAGCCCAGUUUCAUAUACUUUCUGAAACUAAAACAGGUCAGCAAACUUUUUAUGUAAAGGGGCAGUUAGCCAGUAACUUAGGCUUUGCAGGCCACAUACUGUGUCUAUCAGUUAUUCCUCUUUAUGUUAUUUUUACAACCUUUUAAAAACGUAAAACCAUUCUUAACUCAUAACCCUCACCAAAGAACAUGUUGCUGCACAUUAUCUUCCAACCUCUGCUCCAGAGAAUUGCAGACGUUUAGAAUUUAUUUUCAGAUGCAUGAGCCUGAGACGCUGAAAGGUCUCUUGCAUCAUCUUCAGACAACAAAACUCAGAAUUGUGAUUUACAUUUAAGUACAUUUUCAAAUAAAAGUAAGCAGGCAUGCUUCCUGAUUUAUCCUAACAGAUUUUAGUUUAUUUCUAUUAACUACAGAAAUGAUAUAUAGCCAUUUUCUAAGCAUUCUUAUUAAUAACAGGUUUAUUACAUCUAAUCUGGGUAUAAUUCAGUAUUUUUACUUUGGAUUGUAAUCAGUCGCCAAGGAACAAUAAGGCAGAAUUGGAAUGAGCAGUAAGGCAUUUUUAGAUGACCUGGGUCUUGACUCAACCUUGUGAUUUUGGGGGAUAAGCUGACCUUCUUUGGGCCUAUAUGUUUAUGUAACUGAGGUCUGAGUUGCUUUCCUAGCAUCCUUCCAGGUCUAAGAUCUUAUGGUUCAUCCUAAUUGUUGGACUGCUCAUCUGGAAUUUUAUGUCUUGAGAUGGUACAGUUCCCAAAUUAGCAAGUGUUUUUAAUGAAAACUGGUCGUAUUUUCUAUUUCUCUAUAUGCAUUUAGGAUAAACAUUGAAAUGUAACUUACAAAGCAAUUACUUAUGGAACCAGGGGUGUAAAAAUCUCUAGACCAUCUCUAGACCAAAAAUCAGGAAAUGUGAAUUCUUACCCUAAUUCUGUUACCAGCUUUGCUGUGUGACAAUGAUAAAAAUCACGUAAGUUGUCAGAACCUCAGGCUCUUCACCUGUAAUUCAAGGGUGUAAUUUUGUGAUUUAGUAUUUCCUUCUAAGUACAAAAGUCUGUGAUUUUGUAAGAGGUAGUAAUUCAUUCAUUUGUACUCUUCCUUUUGACAUAUUUUCCUCAUUGUACAUUGGAACAGAUCCUAGAAAAUGGUAUUAAUUAUAACUUGUGUGACUGACAUUUCACUGUAAUAUUGAUGAGUUUGGGUGAUGAAAAAUAAUGGAAAUUGUUAAAAGUUCUGUUCUCAAAUCUGGGUUCUCUGCAUGCCAGUAUUUAACCAUAUUUACUAAGCCAUACUAUGAGGAACUCAAUCAUGGUAAUCCUCAGUGUUUAGAGCUUGGAGAGCACAAUUUUUCAAAUAAUAUUACUGAGUAGUUUUUUUUUUCUGAUGAUAAAGUACAUUUUUCAUGUAAAAUACUUUUUUAAAAAACAAGCAUAAAUAAAAAUAUCUCAAUUCUACUACUGU